UGGAAAAGAACAAGAUAAUGGAAAUAGAAGAGCAAAAGCAAAAGCAGUUAGAAUUACUGGAACAAAUUGAACAACAAAAGUUAAGAUUAGAAACUGAUUGCUUCAAGGCUCAGCUGGAAGAAGAAAAAAGAAAAAAUAUUCAACAGACUAAGGUUGGCACUGCUCUGGCAUCAUGCACUGUUAUUUCUGAUGAAGAUGGACAUAGGCAGAUGAUUCGUAACUAUCAACAGCAGCUUUUACAACAAAACAGGUUACACAAGCAAUCUGUUGAAACUGCCAGGAAACGAUUACUAGAGUAUCAAAUAUUAAAAGGAAGGUAUCCAUCCAUGUCAGCCACAUCUUUGAUAUCUGAUUCUGUUAUAUCAAUACUACGACAGAAAUCUGAAAAACAUACUGCUACAUCAGAGCAUUGGAAUCAAAGUCAGAGACUCAAGUUAAGUCUUAACAUGCAACCCAUACAGAUUUCUAAAUUAGAACAAGAUCAUAUUCAGGUACCAGGACAAAAUCACUUUCCACAAAGACAGAUAAAAACAACAGAAAUAGUAAGAACUUCGGAUGUUUUAGCCAACAUAGAAUCACAGGAAUAUCUAAGGCAGUUCUCUAAGACUGAAACACAACAGAGAGACUAUAAAUUGGUCCCUAAAGAUUCUCAUAAACUUUCAGGGGCUUUGUCAUAUGAUCAGCCACAGAUAUUACAGGGUGCUAUAGAAAUACCUGAAACACUUAGGGUACCAACUUUUCAAGCUUUAGAAUCUCAACAAAUAUUAUCAGAUGACAGUGAAAAUAUAUCCUCUAAGCUCACUGAACCAUCUUCAUUCCUACCACUGGCACCUGAACAUUCUUUUACUUUUCUCCCUGUUAAAGUUGAGUCUGGAAAAACUCAGGAACCCCUUUCAAUCAUAAACAAAAGUACAGUUUCCAUAGGCCAUUCUCCAAUCAGCCAAAUACACGAUCAUCCUUUGACAUCCUCAGAGACUAUCGCAGCCCAGCAAGGUCAUUUGAAGGCCCUUCAAAAACAGUUAGAACUACAGAAGAGUAUUCUUCAGGCAAGAUAGGAGCAGCUGCUUUUGUAUAAACAAAAAGAACUGGAAGAACACACUGGUCUCUCUGCACUCCAC
Castor canadensis (American beaver) is the source of this 1118-nucleotide messenger RNA. The record is from RefSeq and is a predicted model, not a curated record. Lineage: Eukaryota; Metazoa; Chordata; Mammalia; Rodentia; Castoridae.